GUGGAAGUUCGCACAGAGUAAAACGACACUCACAUGAACACCAGGAGUCAAACUACUCACAGGAACAGCAGUGAGAAAUUGAUUUGAAAGAUCUGCAAGAGCAAAAGACACCGUCAGGGAUUUACUACGUCGAAGUAGUGACCGGAAAAAGAAACCAUACUCAAGUUAAAAUUAGAUGCCGCAGAGUCCUGAACACACAAUGGAGGAAGAAGUGGAAACCUUUGCCUUCCAGGCUGAGAUUGCUCAGUUGAUGUCUUUGAUUAUCAACACCUUCUACUCAAAUAAAGAGAUCUUCCUCAGGGAGCUCAUCUCCAACUCCUCAGAUGCUCUGGACAAAAUCAGAUAUGAAAGCUUGACAGACCCCAGUAGACUUGAGUCUUGCAAGGAGCUAAAAAUUGAAAUCAGGCCUGACCUGCACGAUCGCUCCCUAACCAUCAUCGACACGGGUAUCGGCAUGACCAAGGCUGACCUGAUCAACAAUCUGGGAACUAUUGCCAAGUCUGGCACCAAGGCGUUCAUGGAGGCCUUGCAGGCUGGAGCUGACAUCUCCAUGAUCGGUCAGUUUGGUGUUGGUUUCUACUCUGCAUACCUGGUGGCGGAGAAAGUAACGGUCAUCACAAAGCAUAAUGAUGAUGAACAGUACAUGUGGGAGUCUGCAGCAGGAGGUUCCUUCACAGUCAGGCCUGAUAAUGGAGAACCCAUUGGGCGUGGCACAAAAGUCAUCCUACAUCUUAAAGAAGACCAGACAGAAUAUUGUGAGGAGAAGCGCAUCAAGGACGUCGUGAAGAAACACUCCCAGUUCAUUGGCUACCCCAUUACACUUUAUGUGGAGAAGACACGAGAGAAAGAGGUGGAACUCGACGAGGAAGACAAGGAAGAAGAAGUUGCUAACGAUGCCGCUGAGAACACAGACAAACCGAAAAUUGAAGAUGUGGGCUCUGAUGAGGAUGAGGAUACAAAAGAUGGCAAGAACAAACGGAAGAAGAAGGUGAAGGAAAAGUAUAUGGAUGCCCAGGAGCUGAACAAAACCAAGCCAAUCUGGACCCGUAACCCUGAUGACAUCACCAAUGAAGAGUAUGGAGAGUUCUACAAGAGCCUUACCAAUGACUGGGAGGACCACCUUGCUGUCAAGCAUUUCUCAGUGGAGGGUCAGUUGGAGUUCCGCGCUUUGCUUUUUGUACCCAGAAGAGCUGCUUUUGACCUUUUUGAAAAUAAGAGAAAGAGGAACAACAUUAAAUUGUAUGUGCGUCGGGUCUUCAUCAUGGACAAUUGUGAGGAGCUGAUACCAGAGUACCUCAAUUUUAUCAAAGGUGUGGUGGACUCAGAAGAUCUGCCCCUUAACAUCUCCAGGGAGAUGCUGCAGCAGAGCAAGAUCUUAAAAGUUAUCCGCAAGAACCUAGUCAAAAAGUGCUUGGAACUUUUUACUGAAAUGGCCGAGGACAAGGACAACUACAAAAAGUUCUACGAACAGUUCUCAAAGAAUAUCAAGCUUGGCAUUCAUGAGGACUCCCAGAAUAGAAAGAAGCUGUCUGAGCUGUUGCGUUACUAUACCUCGGUCUCUGGAGAUGAGAUGGUUUCCAUGAAAGACUAUGUGUCUCGAAUGAAAGACAACCAGAAACACAUCUACUACAUCACAGGUGAGACCAAAGAGCAGGUGGCUAACUCUGCUUUUGUGGAGCGUCUUCGUAAGGCCAACCUAGAGGUCAUUUACAUGAUCGAGCCCAUCGAUGAAUACUGCGUGCAGCAGCUGAAGGAAUACGAUGGCAAGAACCUGAUUUCUGUUACCAAAGAAGGCUUGGAGCUUCCCGAAGAUGAGGAGGACAAGAAGAAGCAGGAGGAACUCAAAACUAAAUUUGAGAACCUCUGCAAAAUCAUGAAGGACAUCCUUGACAAGAAGAUUGAAAAGGUUGUAAUCUCCAAUCGGUUGGUGUCUUCCCCUUGCUGCAUCGUCACCAGCACCUAUGGCUGGACAGCUAACAUGGAAAGAAUCAUGAAGUCUCAGGCCCUGAGAGAUAACUCCACCAUGGGCUACAUGACAGCCAAGAAGCACCUUGAGAUCAACCCCCAACAUCCAGUAAUUGACACCUUGAGGGAGAAGGCAGAGGCUGACAAGAAUGAUAAGGCUGUGAAGGAUUUGGUCAUCCUUCUCUUCGAGACUGCCCUGCUUUCGUCAGGAUUCACACUGGAGGACCCUCAGACACACGCAAACCGGAUCUACAGAAUGAUCAAGCUCGGUCUGGGGAUUGAUGAUGAUGAUUCUGUAGUCGAUGACCUCAUACAGCCUGCUGAUGAAGAUAUGCCUGUUUUGGAAGGAGACGAUGACACAUCAAGAAUGGAGGAAGUUGACUAAAAAAACAACAAAUAGUAAAUGCUUUUCUGCUUUUUUUUUACUUUUAUUUUUAGUUGUAGUCCCUGUUCAGAAUUACUUUUCACACUUUUUCUUAAACAGAGCUUAUUUUAAACAAUGUAACAAGGACAUCCGUAAGACGAAUAUGAAUCCACCAACAAUUUCUGUCUCCUUUCAUAACAAUAACAUUUUCUAUGAAGAGCAUGCAGAUUUUUAAUAAAACAAAAAAAGAGAAAUAUGAUAUGCACACUGU
Thalassophryne amazonica is the source of this 2600-nucleotide messenger RNA. It is a transcript of the gene hsp90aa1.1, whose product is annotated as heat shock protein 90, alpha (cytosolic), class A member 1, tandem duplicate 1. Lineage: Eukaryota; Metazoa; Chordata; Actinopteri; Batrachoidiformes; Batrachoididae. The record is from RefSeq and is a predicted model, not a curated record. Gene Ontology annotation, molecular function: ATP-dependent protein folding chaperone; disordered domain specific binding; ATP binding. The transcript has 11 exons. Gene Ontology annotation, biological process: protein stabilization; cellular response to heat; protein folding. Bases 176 to 2350 code for a protein of 724 amino acids. Gene Ontology annotation, cellular component: perinuclear region of cytoplasm; plasma membrane; cytosol.